This is a messenger RNA of Penicillium atrosanguineum, 726 nucleotides long. RefSeq lists its product as uncharacterized. Gene Ontology annotation, biological process: endoplasmic reticulum to Golgi vesicle-mediated transport; protein retention in ER lumen. Lineage: Eukaryota; Fungi; Ascomycota; Eurotiomycetes; Eurotiales; Aspergillaceae. Gene Ontology annotation, cellular component: membrane; cis-Golgi network; endoplasmic reticulum. Gene Ontology annotation, molecular function: ER lumen protein retrieval receptor activity. The coding region runs from base 1 to 726 and encodes 241 amino acids. The record is from RefSeq and is a predicted model, not a curated record. The transcript is spliced from 5 exons.
AUGAACAUCUUCAGGCUUCUAGCCGACUUCUCCCACCUCGCGUCGAUCUUCAUUCUUCUACAGAAGAUGAAGACGUCAAGCAGUUGUUCCGGAUUGUCCUUCAAAUCACAAGUGCUCUAUCUCCUCGUCUUCGUCACUCGCUACCUCGGUGAGUCUAGAAUACACCUUCCUUCAACUGCUGGCCAAAUCGCACUAACACGGGGAAUCAUCCUGCUGACAGAUUUGUUCUGGACCUUCACCGAGUCGCUUUACCUCACUACCUUCAAGCUCCUCUUCAUUGGAUCCUCAGGCUACAUCAUUUAUCUCAUGCUGAACGACUACAAGCCCACCCAUGACCCAAAUCUCGAUACGUUCAAGGUCCAGUACCUUCUUGGAAUUAGCGCUAUCCUGGCCCUUCUCUUCCCUCACGACUAUCGUCUCUCCGAGAUUCUUUGGACAUUCUCUAUUUGGCUGGAGUCCGUCGCCAUCCUGCCUCAGCUUUUCAUGCUGCAGCGAACAGGCGAGGCUGACACGAUCACAACCCACUAUCUAUUUGCUCUUGGUGUAUACAGGGCUCUUUAUAUCCCGAAUUGGAUAUUCCGUUAUUUCACCGAGGCUUCCUUCCAGCGAUCCUUCCAGCCGGUCCCCAUAAUUGCAGGCAUCGUUCAAACGUUGCUUUACUCGGACUUCUUCUACAUUUACUACAACAAGGUUCUGAAAGGAAAGAAGUUUUCGCUCCCUGUGUAA